UCCGCGCGCUUCUUCCGGGUGGGCUCGGGCGGGGGCCAAGGCCAUGGCUUUCUGGCCGCUGCUCAACUCUGGGAUGCUGGUGCGGACUGGGCACACCGUGCUGACCUGGGGAAUCACUCUGGUGCUCUUCCUGCACGACACCGAGCUACGCCAAUGGGAAGAGCAAGGGGAGCUGUUCCUGCCCCUCACUUUCCUGCUCCUGGUGCUGAGCUCCCUGCUGCUUUAUCUGGCUGUGUCACUCAUGGACCCCGGCUAUGUGACUACUCAGCCCCAGCCUCAGGAGGAGCCCAAGGAGGAAGAGACAGCAAUGGUUCCUCAGGCUCUCCCACUCCAGCGCUGCAGAUACUGCCUGGUGCUGCAGCCCCUACGUGCCCGACACUGUCGUCAGUGCCGCCGAUGUGUUCGCCGCUAUGAUCACCACUGUCCCUGGAUGGAGAACUGUGUGGGUGAACGCAAUCACCCGCUCUUUGUGGCCUACCUGGCACUGCAGCUGGUGGUCCUGCUAUGGGGCCUGUGCCUAGCAUGGUCUGGUCUCCAGUUCUUCCAGCCCUGGGGGUUGUGGCUCCGGUCUACAGGGCUCCUGCUCACCACCUUCCUGCUGCUUUCCUUCCUCUCGUUAGUGGUUGGCCUGCUCCUGGCCUCUCACCUCUACCUGGUAGCCAGGAACACUACCACCUGGGAGUUCAUAUCCUCACACCGAAUUGCCUACCUCCGCCAGCGCACCAGCAACCCCUUUGACCGAGGUCCAACUCGAAACCUGGCCCACUUUUUCUGCGGCUGCCCCUCUGGGCCCUGGGAGACCCUCUUGGCUGAGGACGAGGACGAAGGCAGCAGCCAGGUUGUUUAGGGCUGCUGGAGAGAAGGCUGCUAUUGUGCCUAAAACCGGAGGCUGUGCCAGCCCAGGAAGCCAAAGACCUGUACUCCUUCCUAGGGCUUCCAGCCUGCAGCAGAGAAGCAGACAGAACCCCCCUGCCACCCCUAAAGGAAGACUUAGAAGAAAGGAAAUAAGUUGGGGGAGGUGUGUUCAAAAGAGAACCUAGACACCACCACAGCCCCGGCCUGGCUGCCUCGAGUGUACAGUUUUAUUAAUUUACUCUCUAUGUAAAGUCAAGUAUUAAAAAGGGAAGCCAACCAUA
Molecule: messenger RNA, 1136 nt
Organism: Grammomys surdaster
Lineage: Eukaryota; Metazoa; Chordata; Mammalia; Rodentia; Muridae
Gene: Zdhhc12
Product: zinc finger DHHC-type containing 12
Exons: 5
Coding region: 44-847 (267 amino acids)
Biological process (GO): peptidyl-L-cysteine S-palmitoylation; protein targeting to membrane
Cellular component (GO): endoplasmic reticulum; Golgi apparatus
Molecular function (GO): protein-cysteine S-palmitoyltransferase activity
Source: RefSeq, a predicted model, not a curated record